GACUUAGACCCAAGGGCGAGACACCCUGGGCCUGACUGGUGGGAGAGAAGACGUAAGGUGAAGGGGGUUGGCAACCAAGACGCGGGACCCCACUUGCAGUACCCCCCGCCCGCAGCCGGCGUCGCCCACCCGUAGCCGCUGGCCGGUCAAUGGCACCACCUAGCGGCACGGCACCAGAGCGGCCUGCAGGGGCGGCGCGGGGACCCCAGCCUCGAGGAGGCGCUCGUGCCGGGCGGAGGUGGCGCUUCAGCACCGUCGUGGGCCGGACAGCGCCUCUCGCCCCCGGCCCUCGAAACCCAGCUUCGGAGCCCCGCCGUAGGGACCGGACGGAAGAGACCGAAGGAACGGCGAACCUCCCCGGACCACUCCUGACAGUUCUCGGCGCCCGGGAGCUCUUCGCCGCCCGCUCGCGGUCGCAGAAGCUGCCCCAGCGCUCGCAUGGCCCCAAGGACUUUCUGCCCGACGGCUCGGCGGCUCAGGCCCAGCGGCUGCGCCGGUGCCGGGAAGAGCUCUGGCAGCUGCUGGCCGAGCAGCGCGUGGAGCGCCUGGGCAGCUUGGUGGCUGCCGAGUGGAGGCCGGAAGAGGGCUUCGUGGAGCUGAAGUCUCCUGCGGGCAAGUUCUGGCAGACCAUGGGCUUUUCAGAGCAGGGCCGGCAGCGGCUUCACCCGGAAGAGGCCUUGUAUCUGCUGGAGUGUGGCUCCAUCCACCUCUUCCACCAAGACCUGCCACUGUCUAUCCAGGAAGCUUACCAGCUGCUGCUGACGGACGACACUGUGACCUUCCUGCAGUACCAGGUCUUCAGCCACCUGAAGAGGUUGGGUUAUGUGGUUCGACGAUUCCAACCAAGCUCUGUCCUGUCCCCGUAUGAGAGGCAGCUUAACCUGGAUGCCAGCGUGCAGCACUUGGAGGAUGGAGAUGGCAAGAGAAAGAGGAGCAGCUCCAGCCCUCGGUCCAUUAAUAAGAAGGCCAAGGCCCUGGACAACUCCCUGCAACCCAAGAGUCUGGCAGCCUCCAGCCCACCUCCCUGCAGCCAGCCCAGCCAAUGCCCAGAGGAGAAACCCCAGGAGUCAAGCCCCAUAAAGGGCCCAGGGGGCCCCUUUAAGCUUCUGGGGUCCCUGGGGCCCAGCCCUGGCCCGGCCAGGGAGGGGGUGGGGUGCAGCUGGGAGAGUGGCAGAGCCAAGAACGGAGUCACGGGGGCCGGUAAGCGGCGCUGGAACUUCGAGCAGAUCUCCUUCCCCAACAUGGCUUCAGACAGCCGCCACACCCUCCUGCGCGCCCCAGCCCCAGAACUGCUCCCGGCCAACGUGGCUGGGCGGGAGACAGAUGCUGAGUCCUGGUGCCAGAAGCUGAACCAGCGCAAGGAGAAGCUCUCGAGGCGGGAACGGGAGCACCACGUGGAGGCCGCGCGGUUCCGGGAAGAUGUCAACGCUGAUCCCGAGGUGCAGAGCUGUUCCAGCUGGCGGGAGUACAAGGAGCUGCUGCAGCGGCGGCACCUGCAGAGGAGCCAGAGCCGGGCCCCUCACCUCUGGGGCCAGUCCGUCACCCCCCUGCUGAGUCCCGGCCAGGCCAGCUCCCCAGGUACCCCCUCAGCCUGCCACAUCCUCGAGGGCCACUGGCAGCUGAGGAAUCGCAGGACUUUGGAAAGGGCAUGGAUGAACCGGGAUGGAUUGAGGCUUAAGAAAGAUGUGGGAGGAGGGAGUGGACCCACAAGGACGGUCAGUUCUCCCGCGGCUGCAGCAGGGCCUGUGUGGGAAUGCUUAGAGAUGCCGUGGUCCUUCAGCAUAUUUCUGUGCUGCAGACAACACACCUUGCUGAUGGAGGUGCCCAGUAAGUUUCCAAGCAGUGCCAUCUCUGCAGGACCUUGGCCGCCAGGAGUUGGUGGCUGCUGGAGAAGUCUGGGGGCUUGGAAAUCAGCUUUGAUGUUUACCAGGCUGACGCUGUGGCCACAUUCCGAAAGAAUAACCCUGGCAAACCCUAUGCCCGGAUGUGUAUUAGUGGAUUUGAUGAGCCUGUCCCAGACCUCUGCAGCCUCAAGCGGUUGUCUUACCAGAGUGGGGAUGUCCCUCUGAUCUUUGCUCUGGUGGAUCAUGGUGACAUCUCCUUCUACAGCUUCAGGGACUUCACGUUGCCCCAGGAUGUAGAGCACUGACCUCACAGCUCUGCAGGGGAUAGAGCUCGCUCCAGGGGACCGGGACUGUCUGUUCUCAGGGACCAUCUCGGCUGCCUCCUGUACCGACUCUAACCUGUAGCUUCAGGGGCCAGUAUGGGCCUUGGCCCUGAGUGUCUGAUACUCACAGAGUAAAACUGUGACCCUCUCCCCUUCCCUGCUGCCUUGCAGUGACCCCUCUGGAACUCAGGACUCGAUUUUAAGGACCCAGGAGGUGGGGCAGAAGAGAGGACUCUGUGCCUUUAACGAGAGGGUGCCUGCUUCGUGCCAUAAAGCCAAAGCCAUUAAAAAUAGAUUUCUUUUC
Messenger RNA from Chlorocebus sabaeus (green monkey), 2471 nucleotides. The record is from RefSeq and is a predicted model, not a curated record. Lineage: Eukaryota; Metazoa; Chordata; Mammalia; Primates; Cercopithecidae.